CAAUUCCCAGCGGGCUGUGCGCGAGAGGGCGGGCGAGUUCGUCUCCCGGAAGUCCGCUCUAGCCCUCGGUCCCCCAACAGCUGCCAGAGCCGGAGCCGCCCAGAAGCCGCGGGACCAGGGCCGCUGGGGUCCGGACGGGGGUCGCCAUGAUCCGCUUCAUCCUCAUCCAGAACCGGGCAGGCAAGACCCGCCUGGCCAAGUGGUACAUGCAGUUUGAUGACGAUGAGAAGCAGAAGCUGAUCGAGGAGGUGCACGCCGUGGUCACUGUCCGAGAUGCCAAACACACCAACUUUGUGGAGUUCCGGAACUUCAAGAUCAUUUACCGACGCUACGCCGGCCUCUACUUCUGCAUCUGUGUGGACGUCAACGACAACAACCUCGCCUACCUGGAGGCCAUCCACAACUUUGUGGAGGUCUUAAACGAAUAUUUCCACAAUGUCUGUGAACUGGACCUGGUGUUCAACUUCUACAAGGUUUACACGGUCGUGGAUGAGAUGUUCCUGGCCGGCGAAAUCCGAGAGACCAGCCAGACGAAGGUGCUCAAACAGCUGCUGAUGCUGCAGUCGCUGGAGUGAGGGCUGGCCGGCCCCUCCCGCCCCCGGUCCCGCCCCCGGUCGAGCCUGCUCCCUUCCCCUUUCCAGGCCCGGGGCCCACCCCAGCGGCCCCCUCCCUCAGCUGCCCCGGAGGAAGGCAUCCAGCCGGGUCUGGUCCACAAGGGAGGGGGCCGCCCCCCACGGCCUCUGGGCCCCAGCUGUGGGUGGAGGCCACUCGCGUGUACCGAGUAACCAUGCCGUUGUCGUGUGAUGCCGUGAGUGCGUGCGUGGAGCCCCCAGUAAACCUGUGGUCCCCGCCUG
Balaenoptera acutorostrata (minke whale) is the source of this 854-nucleotide messenger RNA. It is a transcript of the gene AP2S1, whose product is annotated as adaptor related protein complex 2 subunit sigma 1. Gene Ontology annotation, biological process: clathrin-dependent endocytosis; intracellular protein transport. The transcript has 5 exons. Gene Ontology annotation, molecular function: clathrin-cargo adaptor activity. Bases 147 to 575 code for a protein of 142 amino acids. The record is from RefSeq and is a predicted model, not a curated record. Gene Ontology annotation, cellular component: membrane coat; AP-2 adaptor complex; intracellular membrane-bounded organelle. Lineage: Eukaryota; Metazoa; Chordata; Mammalia; Artiodactyla; Balaenopteridae.